UUAAAUUCGUAUCUGUAACGGGAAUCAAGUGCGGUUAUCAACAAAGCUACUCACGUGUUUACAUAUUUUUUGUAUUAAAAAAAAAUUAAAACGGAUAAAUUAAAAAAAUAUAAGAAUACAAGUGGAAUUUAAGUUUACUCAUACAAUUUUAUAUCUUUGUAUAAGUCACAACCUACACAGUGAAAGUAAAUACAUAUAAAUAAAUAAAUCAUUUAAAAAAAAAAGAUACACAUACACAUAUGUAAUAAUGUUGAAAUCGUUCGACAUAACCGGAGGAGGAAAUUUUACGGAAUUUUUGAACGUCGGUCUUGUAGCAGCUCUUGCAACACCUGUUGCUGUUCAUAAUCACAAUAACAACAACAAUACCAAUAAUAAUAAUAAUAAUUUGGCAUUAAUGAAUAUUAAUAAUAUUAAUAAGAAGAUUGCAUUGGAUAACAAUAAUAUUGUAUCGAUGAAAAGUACAAAAAUUCGUCCUCAUCCGUAUUUAUUGCGUGAACCACAUCAAAUAGUACAUCAUCCAAUAUUACAGCCACAACAAUUUCAUAUUCAACAGCAACAAAUACAACAACAACAACAACUACCACAGUUGCAAGUAGUACAACAAUCACAUAAUAAAAGGAUAAUUAAAGAAGGAGUAGUAUCAUCUGUAGUUGCUGUAAGUAAUAUAGAUGGUGGAGUUAAUUCGGUUGGUGGAUUUGGAUUAAGUAAUAUGAAUGCAUCAUCAUCAUCAUCAGAAUUGGCUAGCAGUGUUGCGGUUGGCGGAAGCGGAAAUACUGAAAUGCCUUCAGCAGCACCAGUGAUUAAAACCGAACCAGAAACAAUUAGUCAAAUUGAAACCAAUAGCCUAGAACAUUCUAUAAAUGGUGGCAAUGGUAAUAGUAUUGGUGGCAAUAAUAAUAAUAAUGAUGGUGAAAAUAUAUCUCAAUCAUCGAAUGCCAUUAAUGAAACAGUUAGCAUGGAAAUUGCUUUAAUAAGAGACGAUGAUGGCGAUGAUGAAUUUGAUAAGGAUCAACCCGACCCGGAUAAUAUUAAAAUGUUUGUUGGUCAAAUACCAAAGACAAUGGAUGAAGUUCAAUUAAAGAAAAUGUUUGAAGAAUAUGGACGAGUUCAUACAAUUAAUGUGCUGAGGGAUAAGCUGACAACACAAAGUAGAGGGUGCUGUUUUGUUACGUACUAUACAAGAAAAGCUGCUCUCAAGGCUCAAGAUGCCUUGCAUAACAUUAAAACAUUAAAUGGGAUGCAUCAUCCUAUCCAGAUGAAACCAGCCGACAGUGAGAACAGAAAUGAGCGAAAACUUUUCGUUGGAAUGCUUAACAAAAAGUACAAUGAGAGUGAAGUGAGGCAACUAUUUGCUGGACACGGAACAAUAGAGGAAUGCACCGUGUUACGGGAUCAAAAUGGACAAAGCAAGGGCUGUGCCUUUGUUACGUUUUCAACGAAACAGGCAGCAAUUGGAGCAAUUAAGAACUUGCACCAAAGUCAAACAAUGGAAGGAUGUUCGGCACCUCUAGUCGUUAAAUUUGCCGAUACGCAAAAAGAAAAAGACCAAAAGAAAUUACAACAAUUACAAGCAACAUUAUGUGGUAAUAAUUUGACAACAAAUCCAGUUGUAUCAACAUCAUCAGUGAUAACUCGCUCAAAUCCCACCGUCCAAGCAUUAGCAGCACCAACAUUAGCACAGAGUGCAGCAGCUAUUGCUGCAACACCCUCAUUAAUAGCUGCCAAUCCACCACAACAGACUUCACCAUAUUUAGCAGCCGAUGCAUUGGCAACACCUAGUCAAAUGCAAUAUUUUCAACAAUUACAAACUUUUGGAAUCCAUCCACAAUUUUUACAAGGACUAAAUUUCCCACCGGAUCACAGUGCAACAGCUUUAUCGGCUGCCACCGGACUUAUUGCACCUAUGUCCAUGCAGAGUUUGGUCUCGUUGAGUGCUCUAAAUCCGUCACAGCAUCAAUUCCAUCAUCCGCACCAGCAUCAGCAUUUGACGCAUCCGCAUCAUUUGAGUGCAGCCGUUCCAGCUAGUCCAACACAGCCCAUUCCAGCACAAUUGGCAACUUCACAACCUGGAUCGACAACAUUAUGGACAGGAACUGAUGCUCUAACUAGUCCAUAUGCUCAAUCUCUAACGCAUUUGACAAAUGGCACAUUUGCAACGGCAACAGCACCAUUAACAGCUUCAGCACUUUCAGUUGCAGCAGCAGGAGUAGCUGGUAAGCAAAUAGAAGGACCCGAAGGAAGUAAUCUUUUCAUAUACCACCUACCUCAAGAAUUCAACGACACCGAUCUCGCUUCAACAUUUCUACCCUUCGGCAAUGUCUUAUCGGCAAAAGUUUUCAUCGAUAAGCAAACCAAUUUAUCCAAAUGUUUCGGUUUUGUUUCAUACGAUAAUCCACAUUCGGCAAAUGCAGCCAUUCAGGCAAUGCAUGGCUUUCAAAUUGGAACUAAAAGAUUGAAAGUUCAAUUAAAACGCUCCAAAGAUGCUGCGAAGCCAUAUUAAGUUUAUCUUUACAAGCACAAAAAUAUAAUAUUGAGUUCGAAAAAGAUGUCAUUCUAUAAUUCGUAUUUGUUUUGAAAUUAAAUUUAAGAAAAUUUAUACACAAAAAAAAAUAAAUUAAAGUUAUUUGUUUUAGAAAAUUCCAAAGUACGUUGUGCCUUAGGCUAGAUUUUAAGUGAAAGUAAAAAAAAAAAUAACUAAAUUAAAUGUUUAAUUUAAUUUUGUAUAUAUUAAAAACAAAUAUAUUGUGUGCAGCUAUGUCAACUUUGUGGGAAAAUACCAUCAGCAAAAUUGUUUGAAAAAAAAAACGAUAAUUUGGUUUUUCUUUAAAAUAAAAACAAAAAUAAAUGUUAAUUUAAAAGUUGUUAUAAUAGAAAGAAUUAGUAUUGGGAAAUAAAUGUGGUACCAAAAAAUGAGUAAAAGGGUUUCAAUUUAAAUGGUAGCAAUUAUUUACACUUUUAGAAAAUUUAAAACAAAAAAUAAUAAAAAAAAAAUAAUUAUACUUAUUUUUAAGUAAAUAAAAUUCAAAGGAAUGGUUAUUUAGUCUGUAUUAUUUAA
Episyrphus balteatus (marmalade hoverfly) is the source of this 3055-nucleotide messenger RNA. Its product is annotated as CUGBP Elav-like family member 2. Gene Ontology annotation, cellular component: cytoplasm; ribonucleoprotein complex; nucleus. Bases 248 to 2500 code for a protein of 750 amino acids. NCBI's taxonomy places the organism in Eukaryota, Metazoa, Arthropoda, Insecta, Diptera, Syrphidae. The transcript is spliced from 9 exons. Gene Ontology annotation, molecular function: mRNA 3'-UTR binding. The record is from RefSeq and is a predicted model, not a curated record. Gene Ontology annotation, biological process: regulation of alternative mRNA splicing, via spliceosome; mRNA splice site recognition.